Messenger RNA from Prinia subflava (tawny-flanked prinia), 5934 nucleotides. It is a transcript of the gene CCDC169, whose product is annotated as coiled-coil domain containing 169. Bases 2070 to 2633 code for a protein of 187 amino acids. NCBI's taxonomy places the organism in Eukaryota, Metazoa, Chordata, Aves, Passeriformes, Cisticolidae. The record is from RefSeq and is a predicted model, not a curated record. The transcript has 9 exons.
GCGGGGGCUGCCAGCAGGACGGGCGGCGGCGGCGGCGGCGGCGGCAAUGGGGGAAGGCGGCGGCCGGCGGGCGGCAGAGCCGGAGCGCUUGGCGCUGGAGCUGGGGCGGGAGAGGCGGAAGCAGAGUCAGUAAAGAUCUGCCAUAUUAUAGAGCUGAUGCUCUAGAGCUGAUGACUUGCCCUGAGCUUCUCCUGAUUUUUCUUCUGAGUUUCUCUCUUCACUAUAGAAAAUCGCUUCAGGCAGCCUUUUGUCUGAUACAUGUUCCAGAUAUCCAGCUCUGGGGAGCAAAAUGUGCAGGAAAAUGGUUUUCAUCAUAAGUGGCUUCCAUUGUCAAGUAAAAUAACAUCUGUAGACAGGCUUAAAAAGGAAUUUAGCUUUUUUUUUUUCUCUUUUAUAGUUUCAAUCAGAGCCUUCUUAUCUGAACUGCACAUUUUUUUUCUCAUUUUCUUCACAAGAGCUUUUUUGUUAUGCUUAGUGUAUAAGGAUGUGGUUAGGUUCUCAUGAUGACUUAAAUGUGAGGUUUCAGGAUUUACAGGCUUUCUUCUGUGAUGACUGUAAAUUGUCCAUUGACAUGGAAAAAAUUUAUAGGCCUUGAAUUGUCUAAUUAUAUUUAACAUAUCUGAGGUUGCAGGUAAAAAGUGCAGUGCAGUCCCCCUAAGCACAGACCACGUCUCUGGGCAGGUAGGCAGCUAUACAUAGCUAUAUUAAAUUCAUACUAACAGAUACAUAGCAUGACCUUCACUUCCUAUCACAAUUAGAAAUAACUCCAGAAAUGCAAAAUACUCCAAUACAUUAAAUCCCAGAAAUACUUACCAAGCCACUCAAAGUGAUUUACUUCUACAUCUCUUCUCUGUCAGGGCAGGGAUUGCAUUUUACUGAAUAUACACUGCCAGAAAUAGAGUGGUUUCACCCUAGAUGCAUUCUAGGUGCUAUUGGAGUAUUAAAUGUUUAAUAACAAUUAUAUUUUUUUAAAAAAACUGGUUUCUAUUGCCACAUGGAAAUAAGACUUCCUGUCAAUGUGGCAAUUACAGUGUGACACCUGACAAUUUACCAUUUCUUUACAUAUAUUCAUCAGAACAAAAUAUAAUUGUAAUUUGGCUUCCAGUUUUGUUAAUGGUGCAGAAAGAAUAAUAAAAUCUUAAUAAAGAAAUUUUAAUGUAGUCUUGGGAUGGUAACAGAAAUUGCAAACUGGAAACACUGGAUUUAAAGAACUCAUUCUUCCUGUGUUUUCCCUCUGCAUCUGAAAACUUAGUUAAGAUUUCUUUGAAAACAAAACAAAUUUCAUUUUCAUACAGCUCAGCUCUGGUUACAGCUUUGACUAUUUCUAAUUUUCAGUGUUAUUUCCUUUUAAAAAAUCCCACUUUAGCACACACUGCCAUCUUAAUUUCCUCUUUUCCAAGCUCUGAGAAGCUGAUAGAAAUCUGCUUUACAGAAACCUUAUCUAUUUGUGUUGAAAUGAUACCAGCAAUGUGGUAAGAUUUUGUCUUUCUUCUUCCUAGCCAUCUGCCUCUUUUAUUUGGAGUGGGAGAAAACAGGCAGCAGCAAUCAGAUUUCCUUUGGUUUUCCUACAUCUAAAGCUUUUUGAGUCAUGUUUCAAGAAUAUCUUUGGCUGGGUUUCACCUUGUCCUUUUUGUCUCUAGCAAGUUAACUGCAUUCUCUUUUUUUUUUUUUUGCCAGUGUGCUCCCUGUCUAAUUUAAUGUUGGUGAUGACAAAAAGAACGAUGGAGCAAGGAUGGCUUGGAAGCCCCACCUCUCCCUUGCCAUUCAAGAUACAUGUCCUACUGUUCUCCAAUGUGUCUCUUUCACUGAAAACAAACUUUGCUUACAUUAAAUUACUCUUCUUUGUAUUUCUUUGCAAUUUCAGCUCUUCAGCCCUCCUUAUUCUAAGCUUACUUAUUCAACUCCCUAUGAGCAGUUGAUUUGCUUCUGCAGCUUGCAGUUGAAAUCUGUUGUUUCAAGCUAUGGAAAAGAAGUGUCACCAACUGAACGUGAGCACAAGGAGUGCAAGAGGUGAUGCAACGUCUCAGUAAUCAAUCUCUGUCGUCAGAGCUUUGAUUUCUCAGAGGCAGAUGCUUGAAAGCUCAAUAUUUGAACUGAGACACACUGUAACAGAGCUGGAAAAAAGUCUCAAUAGUAUUGAAAAUGAAGAUAAUGAAUGGAAAACCAGAUAUGAGACACAAGUAGAAUUGAACAAACAGCUGGAAAGACAAAUUAAUAGUCUUCGAGAUAAGGUGGAGCUUACUCGGGGAAAUCCAGCAGAUAAACUGGCCAUUGUUCGUACCUUUGAUAAAAUGCCUGUGGGCUCCUUAAAGAGGAUUCUUAAACAGCUAGAAGAAGAGAAGAAAAGUCUCCAGAAUCAACUAAAGGACUAUGAACUUAGACUGGAACAAGAAGCAAAGGCUUACCACAAAGUUAAUGAUGAGCGGCGCAUGUACCUCUCAGAGAUUUUACAGACCUCAGCCAAACUUAAAAUUGUUGAAAAGCAAAAAACAGAUGCUCUGACUGGCAAGGGAGAAAAACAGAUACUGAGAGGAAGACACAGUGUUCCAGGAAACCUGAAGAUGGUUAAUCCUCAAAAACGAUCAAUUAAAAAUACUGUAGGACUGAACCAGCUUCCACAGCUAAAGCACUGAUUUAAUAUUAAUGCCAAGAACUUCCAGUCACUUUUUAAAAAAUUUAAUUUGACUGAAAGUUUCUAAAUUGAAAAGGAAAGUAUUUGUGUCUUAUUUCAAUGCCAGACCCAGAUUGGAAUGCCUUCUUGGCUGCCUUAGUGUAAAUGUUCCUCUGCCUAAUGGAAUUGCUCUUCUAGUUGCCAUCUUUGUACUGAUGAUCUCUCAACCUUUCCAUUCUGCUUCACAUCAGUGAUUCUGAGCGUGAGGGUGUUGAAAGACUUGGAGAAUAUUAAAUGUCUUUAUACACUGUGUAGAUCCAUGAACUAUGCAGCCACGGAAAAGAAACAAGCCUCUAGCAUUUUUGACCUCUAAACCAAGAAGAAAAAGGCAGACUGAUGUAAUCUGAAGUAUUGUCUAAAUAUAACAUUUUUAAAAGCUGGCUUGCCACGGAUACGGUGUUGACUACUGCAUGGUUUAGAAGCACAGCACCAUUUGCAACUGGAUAGAAAUGACAGAAAAAUUGAGCAUUUUUAUUAAGGAAUCUUCAGAGCCUAUCUUGAGGAAUAGUUGUUUCUUUUAAACACUAUAUAUGUACUAUAAAGAAACACAUAUCCUGAUAUUGGUAUGUUGCUCUUUGAAAUUUGAACUCCCAGAUGAACCCUUGUCUCUACAGUCUUGGGGUCAUAAAAAUCCGUCUUCUUCAGUAGCAUUGAUCCUUCGACUUUCAGGGUCCAAAAUAGUGCCAGUCCUAAAAGUCAUCUCUUCAGUAAAAGUAGAACUACUUUGUGUUUUCAUUUUUAAGCAUGCAAUUAUUGUUGCAGUUUUAUUACCUACAUUUAAGUCAUUAAAUUUGGCAAAUUUUUUUUAAGCGGCAAUGGGAAGAAUGUUUUGGUAAUGAAUCUUCAAUCCUCUGGGUUACAUCUUAAAGGCUCUUGGCAGAGCAAAUGGGGUUGCUUGACUGCCCUUUAUUAUUUUAAGAGCAUCCCUAAAUCUUUGCAAUAAAGUAUUUUGCCUCUUUAAGAGCAGAACUAAUAGUUCCUUAUUACUGGCAGCAUUAGAGUGACAUUGUAGUUAAACUCAGUAAAAAAAAAAUGGUAUCAUUCUAAAAUGCAGAGAGCGAAGACCUGCAGCAUGGUGCAGCACACACCAUUUUUUUUCUCUCACAUAGUAUGAAAUUCAUAACAGAUAUUUGUCAUAUUAGCAUGAUGCACAUGGUAUCAUUCUUUCAUAAGCAGUGUGGUCUGCCUGGCCAGUUUUUUCCUCAGAGCAUAGCACAGCUGGUUAGGUUAGCACUCUUCUGUUUGUGUUUUUCACAUGAAAAAUUUCCAAAUCUUUGUUCUGCUAGCGUUUGUCAUUGUGGUGAAGGAGAGGGGAAAAAUCAUAAUGGUUCUAUUGGCGUAAAAGACAAGGGACAUCUGCAGUAGUAAAGAAGAUCCAGUUCUUGGAUUCAUGCAGCAAACAUUUCCUACUGCUGUCUCUUAAUCAAAUCUUAGUGCACUCAAGUCUGGUCCAUGUAGCACCUCAGAAUAACUGGAAACACUGCACAAAUAUGACAAGAACAUUUUGUCACAACAGGAGACUUGGAUGCUUCCCUUAAGGAUAGUCCUCACUGAGGAUUUAAAAAGAGAGUUUUUUGAAGCCUUAAAAGAGACAUUUAUUGGUACAAGAAUGACCUGGGAGAAGAGCAGACUAUGUCCUAUUUAGUCCCUGUUUCACCUUGCCAGGAACAAAUUGAUUUGAUUCAGGAUUCAAAAUGCAGUAGUAUGAUAAUUAAUUGCUCAAACUUGUGGUGUUUGACCAUUCUAAUUGUAUGUCUAGCUGUAAUCUCUGUUGUGCAAAAUGGUUAUAUUUCUGUAUUCAUUCUGUACUCUUUGAAUUGGCAUUUCAUUUUCUUCCUGAAUUUCUGAAAAUAAGGACAAAUCUGAUAAUUAAAUAUGACAACUCCAAUUUAUUUGCAACGGUGAAAAGAGAGUUUUUGGUUUCAAAAGUGUAGUGUCUCUUUGGAUCUAAAUAAAACUUUUACACUUCUAUCUUUCCCAAAACAUGUAGGAAUUUAUUGUUUGAUUUGGUGGGUUUGGGUGAAUGAGUGUUUUGAAAUUCCUGGAUUUAUCUUGUGUGGGCUUUUCUUACUGUUUUGUUGUCCUGUGAGAUGCAGUUUGUCGACAUUUGCAGCAAUGAACAGUUAGAUGGCUUUCUGUAAUAUCUUCUGUAUGAAUACUUCAGCACAUUUAGGAUUAAUUAAUCCUUCCAAGCAUAGUAUGCAGUAUUAUUUUAGGCCUAGAAGACAGAAACAAGAGUUAGGUUUAUUUAAAGUAGAUAUGGGAGUGUAGUGAUGUCUGGUUUUCCCCUGAUUUCACAAUAGGGUGAUCUUUUGUAAUACUGCCAACAAUUUCAAUAUUAAGUCUGUCUCCUCUUAAAUCAUCACUACAUGGCACUGAAGGAAUCUGAAACCAAAAAUGGGAAGCUAAAUUGCUGACAGUUGUGGUCAGUGAUUGAAGGAGCUAAACAUCAGAGGAAGACAGGAUCAGAGGUGAAGGUUUGAGUCUGGCCAAACUUUUUCCUUCAGUGUAGAAUUUAAUUGGGAUUCCAGAUAUACUGAUUGUAGUGUGUAAGUGGCUUUAAUUGAUGGACUGGGAAAUUUGAUAUCCUAACUUAGCACUUGAGAGUAUGCCUGCCUUACAUGGUUACUCAUGUAAUUCCACUAAUUUCAGAUGAGUCAUAAUUUCGAGGUAACUAAGGCAUUUUAAGUAUUUACCCAUAGUGUUUCUGAAAGAUAUAAAAUUUAAAAUCUCAAAUGUGGUAAGCACACAUUUCUUAUUUAAAACAAAAAACAAAAAACACCUUUCUUUUUUUCUUUUAAAGUCUCAUGAUUAAAGACGGUAUUGAGUCAUAAUAUUUGUUUUGGAUUAAUCAGUUUAGCACCAGUGUACUCUUAUGGAGUAAUGGAAUAAAAUUAAAAUGGGUAUUGGACAGGCAUUGACUGUGUGGUUGAUUAUUAUGUAAUUAGGCAGCAUAACCACAGGCUGCAGAAAACUGGGGUGAUGAGCUUCUUCAUGUUCAGGAUAUCAUUAAUGAUAAGCAAGAUACUUUGUCACCUAAAUACUUUGUUUAAUGGGUUUUUCUGUAUUUAAACUGAUUAGGUGGUACAGCUGACAGUUUCCCUGAUUCCUGUGAUAUUCUAUCUCCACUGGUAAAGAUGAAGUGUAUAGUUUAGCCUUAAUACAUUUCCAGUAGAGGAGGAUGCUGUGCAGGCCUUUUUACAAAUGUGAUGCAGACACAGUAGCAAGCAAAUAAAUAAAUUAAUAAAUAAGCAAGCAAACCU